UGGAGCCUGGAGCCUGGAGCUCAGAACCCAAUAGAGUCUGCUGGACACCGUCACGCUUCUCUCCGCUGACCGACUGCAAGGGUCGAGCGUUGGGGCUCUGGGUUACGCAUUCCGCCUGGGUCUUUCGAAAAGCGUCUUUACCGUCGCAGCAUUGAAGCCUGUGUGGAGCAGUCGCAAAGCAACUUUACGCAUUCAGUUUCUCAAGAAUGGUUUUAUUGUUGGGCACGCGGAUAUAUCGCGUUUAAUGAGCUAUUUUGUGUAGAAGAACUACAGUCUGGAAACUCUUUCGCUUUCUUUUGGAGGCCAAAUGUGCAAUGAGAUGAGCGCAGGAGAAAAGUUUUGCGUGAGUUUGUGAGACUGUUAUCUUGGGAUGGUUGCAGCUGCGGUCUCUCGGCGGAGUCGCGAGAUCUCCACUUUUGACUGGAAACAAAGACAAUGUAACGACUUAAAGUAGCGCUCCUUCGCGGAAAACUGUGGCAACUUGCGGUCAAUCAACCGGUAAGGGCUCGUGGAGUUGUAAAAAUGAAUCAUAUGGCAAACAAAGGAGGCUAUUCAACCGCUUCUUAAUGUGGAGAGCACCAAACCACAGAUACAUCGAUUUAUCUAAUGUUGCGUCGUGUCAAUAUUUUGACCAUGACUUAAAAGCAGCGCUGCCCUGCGUCUCUGCUUGAUGGCUUUUGACGAAUAUUCGUCGUGUUUAGAUAUAAACAGCAGCAAAGAAAGGCUUUCAGGGCUAUUUAUAUGCUAAUCUAACCCCCUCUUCUUGCCGUGUGGAUAUCAAGGACGGCAGGAGUAAUGUCGGUGGGCGCUACUUGCGUCCUUUUACUGGCUUUCGUGCUGCUCAGGAGCUCUGCUGGAUCCACUGAAUGUAAAUCAUACGAUGAACGCUCCAGAAGUGCGGGGAAAAGCUCUCUGUCUGGGGCCACACUGGACAGAAAAGUGGUCUGCAGCAACAUGGAGCUCCAUCAGGUGCCUUCACCCGAAUCAUUUCCCAACAGAACGGUCUCACUGAUUUUGAGUAACAAUAAAAUCCAGGAACUUCUGAAUGGCUCUUUCAUUGGUUUGUCAUCACUGGAACGACUGGACAUAAAGAACAACAUAAUCACACAUAUUGAACCAGGAGCUUUUUAUGGACUUUUCACCCUCAAAAGACUAGACUUGUCCAAAAACCUGAUCGGCUGCCUCCAUGUGGACGUCUUUAAAGGCCUCUCAAACCUUGUCAAACUUAAUCUUUCGGAGAACAAGUUUUCUUCACUCUCGCAAGGAAUUUUCGACAGCCUUGGCUCUCUGAAAAUACUGGAGUUUGAUAGCCCUUAUCUUCUGUGCGACUGUAACCUGCGCUGGCUGGUGGUCUGGAUCAAAGAGAAGGGGAUCGGGGUGAAGGAGACUCGCUGCUCGUUCCCUCGCUCCCUACAGGGUCAGCUGAUAACCUCGCUCAGGCCCGAAACACUCACCUGUGAUGCUCCUCUAGAGCUACCCUCCUUCCAGAUGACUCCGUCCCAGCAUCAGAUCGUCUUCCAGGGAGACAGCCUGCCGUUUCAGUGCAUGGCCUCUUUCGUGGACGAGGACAUGCAGGUUCUGUGGUAUCAGGAUGGGAAGAUGGUGGAACCUGAUGCCACUCAGGGCAUCUACAUAGAGAAAAGCAUGGUGCAGAAUUGCUCUUUAAUAGCCAGCGCCUUGACCAUUUCCAACAUCCAGCCGGGAUUCACGGGGAACUGGGAGUGUCGCGUGCGCACCAGUCGAGGAAACAACACUAGGACGGUCCACAUCGUGGUUCUGGAGAGCUCUGCCAAAUACUGCUUGCCAGAUCGGGUGUCGAACAACAAGGGAGACUACAGAUGGCCUCGGACACUUGCUGGCAUUACGGCGUACUUGCCCUGUAAACGGCAGGUGAGCGGAUCUGGCAUUUACUCGGGCAGCUCGGCGGAAGAUCGACGUGCGUGGAGGCGAUGUGGCCGCAGUGGACAGUGGGCAGAGGACGACUACUCGCGCUGUGAAUAUAUGAAAGACGUCACGCGUGUGCUUUAUAUCAUCAACCAGAUGCCUCUGAAUCUGACCAAUGCGGUUCAGACGGCGCAGCAGCUGUUGGCUUACACCGCAGAGGCGCCCAACUUCUCUGACAAGGUGGAUGUGAUCUUUGUAGCCGAGAUGAGUAUAUAUAAAUACACGCAUUUCCUCUCUCAGCUGGGAGAUGUGAUGGUGGAUAUCUCCAGUAAUCUGAUGCUGGCUGAUGAGCGAGUGUUAUGGAUGGCUCAGAGGGAGGCGCGAGCGUGCUCACGUAUCGUUGAGUGCCUGCAGAGAAUUGCCGCUCUCCGAAUCAGUAAUGGGGCUCUGGCCUAUUCUACUAACUCUCACAACAUUGCUCUGGAGGCUCAUGCCAUCAAGGCCAGCAGCUUCAAUGGAAUGACCUGCACUCUGUUCCAGAAGCUCUCACCGGAGCGCACACCCGUGGCCCAUUUCUCUCCCAGAGACCCCGACAUCAACCCGGAGCGCCAGCUCAGCUUCAAAUGCAACGUGACCAGCAACCUGUCUGCACUUGCUCUCAAAAACACUAUCGUGGAGGCGUCUCUCCAGCUUCCCCCGUCGCUCUUCUCGUCUCUGGGAAGCUCAGGUCAGGCUGAUGAAGCCAUUUAUAAGCUACACCUGCUGGCCUUCCGCAACGGCAAACUCUUUCCUCCGACGGGCAACUCCACCCUCCUGAGCGACGGCAGUAAGAGGAGGAGUGUGGUCACACCUGUGAUCCUCACAAAGAUCGAGGGCUUCCCGCUGAAGAACCUGCAGAGUCCAGUGAACGCGACCCUGCGGCGCUUCCUGCACGGCUCAGACGCUGUGCCCUCCUUCUGGAACUUCAGUCUGCUGGGUGGACAGGGCGGCUGGCAGAGCGACGGCUGCCGGAUCCUCCAUCAGGACGACAACUUCACCACAAUGUCCUGCCAUUCACUGAACAACUACGCUUUACUGAUGGAUAUAAACAAGACCGGGAAUGACGCGUAUAGCUUCGAACCUCUUCAGCCUGUUAUCUACGCCACAGCCAUCGUCCUGCUGCUCUGCCUGCUGUCAGUCAUAGUCAGCUACAUCUACCACCACAAGUCAGUGCGUGUGAGUAAGAAGUGCUGGCACAUGCUGGUUAACCUGUGCUCACAUAUUCUUCUCACCUGUGCUGUGUUUGUGGGCGGCAUCAACCAAACGUACAGUGCAAGCGUUUGUCAAGCGGUGGGGAUUGUGUUGCAUUACUCUACACUGGCUACAGCAUUGUGGUCCGGCGUAACGGCACGCAACAUCUACAAACAGGUGACGCGGAAGGCCAAACGCUACGAGGAGCUGGACGAGCCUCCGCCUCCACCCAGACCUAUGCUGAGGCAAGACUACUUUAAAAAGCAUCUCUUGUCUUUCGGCAGCUGCUGGAUGGCAUGGGAACCCAGUCUUGGUGCGUUUUACGGCCCGGCAGCCUUCAUCGUUUUCGUGGACUGCAUGUACUUCCUCAGCAUUCUCGUUCAGCUCCGCCGGCACCCCGAGCGCCGCUUCGAGCUCAAGGAACAGUCUGAGGAGCAGCAGCACCUUUCUGUGGCCGAAGUGACCGAAAUCACACCGGCCCUACUGGAGUCCUCGUCUGCAGCCGCCGAUCAACCGGUCCCGAUGUCGGCUCUGGAGAACGAGCACACUUUUGUGGCCCAGCUCAUCGGCGUGGCAGGAUCUCUUGCGCUUUAUGUCGCUCUGUGUGUGUUUGGCGCUCUUGCGGUGUCCCAAGAGCAUCCGGCAGAUUUGGUGUUCGCCUGCCUCUUCGGCGCCGCCGCUUUGGCUCUCGGGGCGUUUCUUGUGGCGCACCAUUGCAUGAACCGUCAGGACAUGCGGCGCCAUUGGUCACGAGCUUGUUGCCUCGUUCGCAGCAACUACGCCGUACAGAUCGAUUCCCUGCUUUUGCCAGUCGCGGGAGCCGGAGGCUCUGUCUUGACACCAAGGGGAGACGGCGAAAGUGCAAAGCGUCCAGCCAGCAGUGCUGAAUCCUCGUGCACCAAUAAGAGUGCGCAGAGCGUCCGUAACUCCACCCAAGGCUGUAAACUGACCAAUCUGCAAGUGGAAGCAGCUCAAUGCAAAGCGGCCCCUUCUACGGCCAAUGGGACGGUGUUAUUGGACAACAGCUUGACUGAACAUUCAGUCGACAAUGAGAUUAAGAUGCACGUCGCACCAAUCGAGGUCCAAUAUCGGCCCAAUUCGGUCAACAACAACAAUCUUCCAGGAACGGGCAACGCAAACAUCAACGGGCAUUCGGGGCGACACCACAAGAACCGUACGAGAGCGCAUCGGGCCAGUAGGCUCACGGUUUUGCGCGAGUACUCGUACGACGUCCCCACCAGCGUGGAGGGCAGCGUGCAGAGCCUCCCGCACAAGCGCCACCAUCAUCACGAGAGUCUGCAGGCCCGUAACAGUCGACGAGCGGCGUAUUUGGCUUACCGGGAGCGCCAGCAGAGCCAACUUCAUCAGGACAGCAGCGACGCCAGCACCAGUGUGCCCCGCCGCUCGCGGCACCUCGCCAAAGGUGGAGGCGUCCGCCCGGGUAACAGUUUUGGGCAUGGGCUCAGCAACAACGUGGGGAACGGCAUCAGUAAUGGAGGCUUAGACGGAGGAGGGGACGGAUCGGGGACCGACGUCACCAGCCAAACUAGAGACUGUCCAAAACAGCCCCUCGCUGUUGAACUGGAGGUGCAGCCCAAGUCUUACGGGUUGAACCUAGCGUGCCAAAAUGGACCUGCCAAAGACUCUGAGAGGCUACAGAAUUUGUCGCCCCUGAACGUGGAGAGUUCUGGGAAUAUCAAGACUGGCUUGUGGAAGCAUGAAACGGCUGUAUAGCAAGAUUCCCUUCUCAGAGACUACAAAUCUGACUUUUACCUGUAACUGUGAAUCUCUUAUUUUAUGAUUUGAUCCGAAAGGUACAGUUUGUAAAAAUAGUUCCUGAAAGAGUUUGCGUUUUAAUGUUAAUGUAAGAAAAUACCUACAAAUGCAUAUAGUUUACCACUUGGCUGUAUCAUAGUCAGUCUACAAAUGGUCUAUUUUUAUAUCCAUUCGGCCAAUUUUGUAUUUUAUUCUGACGUUUUGUAUGUGAAGGUGCAUGAUGCGCUGCCCUUUAAGAAUAUGUUGGCUGACUCUCUUAUAUUCCAAUGUGUUUUCACAGCGUAAAGAAGAUUGUGUUCUAUUGCGGGCAUCAGAUAAUAAAAAAUCUCUUUACGCAGGCCACUUCAUCUCAUCUCUGAGUUCAAAGGUGAGUUCAUCUGAGAGUUUCCUUGCGGUUUCAAGUAAUUGGGAGCUUAUUUUAUGAUUUUGAUCUGUAUGGUACAGUUUGUAAAAAUAGUUCCUGAAAGAAUUUGUGCUUUAAUGUUCAUGUGCAAAAUUUGAGAAAAUACCUACAAAUUUAUAUAAUGUCCCACUUGGCUGCAUUGUAGUCAGUCUAUAAAUGGUCUAUUUUUGUGUCCUUUAAGCGCAUUUUGUACAUUAAGAUGCAUGACAUGCUGCCCUUUGAGAAUAUCUUGGCUGACUCUCUUAUAUUCAAAUGUGUUUUCACAUAGUAAAUAAGAUUGUGUUCAAUUGCGGCCAUCAAAUAAUACAAAAAAGUGUUCAUCUCUUUUCAUCUCUGAGGUCAAAGGUGAGUACAUCUGAGAGCUUCCUCUUAUUUUAUUAUUUUGAUCCGAAUGGUUUUUAAAAAUAGUUCCAGAAAGAAUAAUGUUCAAAAUCGGAGAAAAUACAAAUGGUCUAUAUUUGCAUCCUUUAAGCCCAUUUUGUAUUUCAUUCUGACAUUGUGUGUGUGAAGAUGCAUGACAUGCUGCCCUUUGAGUCUAUGUUGGCUGAAUCUCUUAUCUUCUGUGUUUUCACGUAAUUGUGGCCAUCAAUAAAAAAUCUUUACGCAGCCCA
Messenger RNA from Sinocyclocheilus grahami, 5904 nucleotides. It is a transcript of the gene adgra3, whose product is annotated as adhesion G protein-coupled receptor A3. NCBI's taxonomy places the organism in Eukaryota, Metazoa, Chordata, Actinopteri, Cypriniformes, Cyprinidae. Gene Ontology annotation, biological process: cell surface receptor signaling pathway. Gene Ontology annotation, molecular function: G protein-coupled receptor activity; protein binding. The coding region runs from base 796 to 4848 and encodes 1350 amino acids. Gene Ontology annotation, cellular component: plasma membrane; external side of plasma membrane. The record is from RefSeq and is a predicted model, not a curated record. The transcript is spliced from 19 exons.